Drosophila elegans is the source of this 3070-nucleotide messenger RNA. RefSeq lists its product as uncharacterized. The transcript is spliced from 2 exons. The record is from RefSeq and is a predicted model, not a curated record. The coding region runs from base 2379 to 2804 and encodes 141 amino acids. NCBI's taxonomy places the organism in Eukaryota, Metazoa, Arthropoda, Insecta, Diptera, Drosophilidae.
CUUGUGAAAUACUUUUGUUUGAAAAUAUUUUAAAAAUUUAAAGUACACUAAAAGUCUACUAAAUCUGUUCACUUUUACCCCAGUAUAUUGCGUUAAAAAAAAUAGAACGCAAGCGUUGUGUAAGUGCCCACUACUCUCGCAACAGUUUAACAACUUCCGCAGGCUGCUGAAGUCGGAACAACGAAAUUUCACUUUUCCUUUUGAUAUGUGACAUUUAUGGCCAAGGCAGUUUUAAGCCAAAGCUGCAGUUUUACCUCCACAGAUAACGCCAAAAGUGUGUGAAAGUUGGCAGAGAGUUUGUCAUGCAAUUAGAGCAACAUGCGACGACAUGGACGACGACGAAGACAGCUCUGGGAAACUCAUGCUCCGGUUGGGAAUGCGUUUUCCGCUUGCCCCGACCCAGGCUCAGCUGGAAAAUCAAGUUUUCCCAUCUCGCCGCUGGAGUGGAGUGUCCAUGGCCAGGAAAUAAAGCAGCAAACUGGCGGCCAAAAGUGGUUUUCACCAAUUGAACUCGUUUGCCGUUGCUGUUUGCAGUAUCUGUUGCUGGCGGUUCGCUUCUGAUGCAAGCAAAUCGAACGAUUUCGAACGAAAUCGAAAUCAAAAUCACUUUCGGAAUGUGCGUUGCCUUGGAGCCAUUGAACCAAGCUCAUCAGGAGCCAUUGGCCAUCGUCAUCGCCAUCGCCAUCAUCGUCAUUGCGGCAGUUAUAUAAGUUUCGAUGGGAAACCCGUCCAGGGAUUCGGUGCACUGCGACGUUUAUUUGUUUGUUUUCUAUUUCAACAGCGCAAAUAGAAAUAUGCGUAAGUGGGGGAAACAUUGUUGCGGCGAAAGUUUUCCCUCCAUCGGCUGACCACGAGCGUAUAUGAUGGCUCUUGGCCAUAAACGUUCCUCUUGCUGCCAUAAAACUGGAGCGAUUGAGGCGGUGGAAGUGGGAGUGGAAGUGGGAGUGGAAGUGGGAGUGGAAGGAUGUGGCGCAAAGGAAGUAAAUAAUGCGGUGAAAUGAAAUUGGCGAAAUGGGAAAUGGAAUAUUGCGGACACAAGUGGAGCUUGAACAAGAGAUGGAAAUUCAAUUUACCGGAGAACUCCUUGGGCAGUCAGGAAAUUCAAAACAAGAACUUCCUUUCUGCACUUUCUGCAUACAAAAACAAAAACACAUUUAAUGAAAACUCGUUUAAUCUUUAUAUUUUAUCCCAUUUAAACAAAUCUUCAAAUAAAUAUACGUGCAUAAUCUAAUAAGCCGCGAACAUAAGUCCGCCCAUAAAUAUUCUGGCCGUCAUUUUUCUGUCACAUCAAAUUAAUGCAUUAAUUGCUGAGCACAGGCUAAAAUGUGAAAUAUGUUCCCGAAAUAUAUGCAGUGGGAUUUUCGCGAAAGAUUUCGACGCGGAAUAAAAGUGCACACAAAAUUUCGCUGUGCGCUGUUUAAGUGUCGUAAACAAAUUCGAAAUCUAAUUCUAAUUGGGCUGCAAAAAUACGCCACAUUAAAAAAAUAAUAAUUUUUAUACAGCACACACUUUAAAACAUUAUUGCUAAACUUAAUUCUGUGAUAAGCAAAUAAGAGUUCCAAGUUAACUUGUUACAUUUGUUUGAAUCUAAUUAAUCCCCAUUUAAUGUAUAUUUUUCUUACUGUGCAUAGAAAACCACGCAUAGAUCGAUUUAAGUGUCUGAAUAUUUUCCAAGCGCCUGAAAUAAACAAAUGCCCAAAUAAACAAGCAUUCAGUGGGACAAACGACGGACUUUCCGAUGAAGAGACCCCCCACUGCCCGCCAACUCUUGCAUAAUUUGCAAAUUUUAUUUUCCCACACAGCAUCCGUAUUGAACAAUUUCAUUGAAAACAGGCGCACGCAGAAACUAUCAACAACUGAGCGUCAUAUAUAAAGCUCUGGGAAAUUGUAAACAGUGCAAACUGCUAAGCAAAAAGAGCUUCGCACUCCAUGUGGUUGAGUGGAAAUUUGAUUUUGGCGUCUCAUUUAUGAGGUAGAUGCGAAACAAAAUUCAACACAGUGCAGGCACAGAAUCUGUUUCCAUUAAUUGCUUUUAUUUCACAUUGAAUUUCUCGCGUGCUUCUGCUCUAUUUGUUUGCCUUUGGUGUUGUUAAUGAAUAACCAUUUCGGCCAACUUUCCAAGUGCGAUGCAAGGUCAAUGCCAGCACAAAUAUGCGAAUAAGAGAUAUUAAAAUUGUGCAUAUUUAGCUGGAGAUUGGUAGGAAUGAAUAAAUUUUACUGGUCUUAUAUAACAUGUGGGACUGCGAUAACGAUUGAUUUUCGAUUAGCAGCACUUCAAAUCUGAUUAUUCGGAUGAUUAGCAGCAAAUUAUAUUUUUUCCAAUUUGAAUAACGUAUUUCUAGUCCGUUUUUUAAGGAGAAAACAAUUAGUUUAAUAAAAUGAAUCACAGGUCUCUAUUGUUGUUCAUUUUGCUUUUUGGCGUUGCCAUUGCAAAAAAGUCUCACCGAACUGAAAUGUGUCAUCCGCAAUUAACCAGACAAGAUCUAUUCGAUUUGGCCGUAACUUCCGGCGUCAAGGUGCUGAUCCGGCAGGUGGAGGGGUUUAAUGGAGAACUGCCGCUCUCUUCGAGUCUUAUGGUUCAUAUAACCACAGUGGCCUCCAAAUAUAUCCUGUCCGGGAAGAGCAUUAGUUUCAUUCUCAGGAUGCUAUAUGUGGCGUGCAGGCUGAACAAACCGUUGCCAAAGGAAAAAAAGGUACGAGCUCCAGUCGAAACCGCAUUCUUAUGCUUGUUUGAGAUGGGAGUCGAAAAGUGCUAUUCAUAUAAGGACAAGGAGGAAGGCGACUUUUCGAUAGAGACUCAAUGAAUCACGGAUUCUAUAUUUUCGUUACCCAUUUCAUCACCACAAUUUGUUUACCGAAUCGUCCAUUAUGUGUAGAUAAGAAUAAUGUUAUAUCUGAAUAAUUUUCAAAUGUAAAAGUAAACUUUGAUUUCCAGUGGUAAUACUAAUACUAAAAUAAUACAAUUUAAAGUGGAACAGUUUAGUUGUGGAUGAAAAAAUCCUACAGACUACAAACUAGACUUUUACUAAAUUGCGAUCAUUUCCCUACCAAAUAAAAUCAAAUAUAUCAA